This is a messenger RNA of Sorex araneus (European shrew), 3774 nucleotides long. RefSeq names its product 5-hydroxytryptamine receptor 5B-like. The transcript is spliced from 2 exons. Lineage: Eukaryota; Metazoa; Chordata; Mammalia; Eulipotyphla; Soricidae. Gene Ontology annotation, biological process: adenylate cyclase-activating adrenergic receptor signaling pathway. Bases 232 to 1605 code for a protein of 457 amino acids. The record is from RefSeq and is a predicted model, not a curated record. Gene Ontology annotation, cellular component: plasma membrane. Gene Ontology annotation, molecular function: G protein-coupled serotonin receptor activity.
CCCGGUGGGGUCGCGGUGUCUAGACUACCGCAGCUCGGGCCCUCUCGGUCCGGCGCGCGCCAGGGAGCUGCGGGGCAGCGUGCGGGCAGCCGGCUCCGGCGUCAGGUCUGCUCAAGGACCGCCCGGCCCAGGUGCAUCGCGGCUCCAGCCGCCGCCGAGUGGGGGGUGGGUGUGGGAGCGAGACAACUCUUCCCGCCGGGCCAGGCGGCCGGCUCCGGGCUGCGCUCUCGGAUGCGCAACCCAGUGACAGCCGGUUGCCGCGGGGACGGCGACGAGAAGUGGGAGGGACCGGCGCACCGAGCAGACCUCCGGAGGGGACUCACCCUGGCUCUUCCCCCUCCUGGAAAAGAGGUCCAGGCAGAGGCUGCCCAAAGAGGGCUGGGGUGCGGCCCGUGCUUUCCCAGCCGGUGCCCGCGCUCGCACCACCCCACCUGGAGGGUCUACCGAGCCCCCGGGCCGCGCGCAUCCCCCAAGCAGGGGAGCCGGCAUCCGGAGCGCCGCGCCAUGGAGGCAGCUAACCUCUCCCGGGCCGCUGCCAGCGUCGCUCUCUCCCUGGGCCCAGAAGCGAGCAGCAGCAGCCCGGUUCCGGGCGGUGUGGUCCAGACAGCGCCGGGCCGAGAGCCGCCCUACUCUGUUUUCACCGUGCUGGUGGUGACGCUGCUGGUGCUGCUGAUUGCGGCCACUUUCCUGUGGAACCUGCUGGUGCUCAUUACCAUCCUGCGCGUCCGCGCCUUCCAUCGUGUGCCGCAUAACUUGGUGGCCUCGACGGCCGUGUCGGACGUGCUGGUGGCCGCCCUGGUGAUGCCCCUGAGCCUGGUGAGCGAGCUGUCGGCGGGGCGCCGCUGGCGCCUGGGCCGGAGCCUGUGCCACGUGUGGAUCUCUUUCGACGUGCUGUGCUGCACCGCCAGCAUCUGGAACGUGGCGGCCAUCGCCCUGGACCGCUACUGGACCAUCACGCGCCACCUGCAGUACACGCUGCGCACCCGGAGUCGCGCCUCGGCGCUCAUGAUCGCGCUGACCUGGGCGCUCUCGGCGCUCAUCGCCCUCGCCCCGCUGCUCUUCGGCUGGGGAGAAGCGUAUGACGCGCGACUCCUGCGCUGCCAGGUGAGCCAGGAACCCUCCUACGCCGUCUUCUCCACCUGCGGCGCCUUCUACCUGCCCCUUUGCGUGGUUCUUUUCGUCUACUGGAAGAUCUACAAGGCGGCCAAGUUGCGCUUCGGCCGCCGCCGCCGGGCUGUGCUGCCCUUGCCCGCGACGAGCGUGCAGUUGAAGGUGAAGGAGGCGCCUCGCGAGGCUGAGAUGGUGUUUACGGCACGCCGCCCAACUGUGGCCUUUCAGGCAAGCGAGGAGUCAUGGCGGGAGCAGAAGGAGAAACGGGCAGCGGUGAUGGUGGGCAUUCUCAUCGGGGUCUUUGUGCUGUGCUGGAUCCCCUUCUUCCUGGCGGAGCUCAUCAGCCCCCUGUGUGCCUGCAGCCUACCCCCCAUCUGGAAAAGCAUAUUCCUGUGGCUUGGCUACUCCAACUCAUUCUUCAACCCCCUGAUUUACACAGCGUUUAACAAGAACUACAACAACGCCUUCAAGAAUCUCUUCACCAAGCAGCGAUAAACACAGUGCCCGUGGAGAGUUGUGGAGAGACACAACUCUGUGUCCCGCACUAGUGAUCAGUAUCUCGGACCUGGAUUCUUAAGCUUCCUGCACUUGUGACCCCUUUCUCACACAAGAACUGCAACACAGGUGGGGACUGACAGAAACACUUCAGAUUCGUGAUGUGGAUGAUGUUGAAUGAAUUUUUGGUUGUUGCAAGUUCAGAAAACUUUAACUGUUACCAGAGUUUUUGCAACCCCAUAUUCGGUGAUGAGACCCCUCUCUGAAGUCAUGACACACAAUUUUAAAAAGAAUGCUUGGGUCUAGGGCCUUCCUUCCAGUGCUGAGUGUUAAUAAUUAUUUGCGACCCAUACUGCUGGGCCUCUAGAAAUGAGUCAUACAGCCAAACUGUUGGAGCAAAAACAGUUUAGGGAUGCCCAAGGAUCCCUAAAAUGAUGUGGCAGUUAAUGUGUGGCAAGCCUACAGGCAGUCCUGGCCUCAUGCAUGUGGUAGACAUUGCUAAUCAAUCCCAGAUCACAGCAUGUUUCUCCACAGAGCAGGGACACUACUCCAAAAUCCUUCAUUGCAAUUACUGCUAAAUGGUUAUAACUGACAUAACGCUUGAAGGUUAUUUUUCGUUUCCUUUGUCUAAUGCCAUCUUCCUCUGAGGAUCUCUCAUCUCAAGAUCCCAGGGGCCUGUUUUAUUCUAUUUGUGAGAUCAUAUGCCUUGUGCAACAGCUCUCACCCACCCCUUUAUGGACCUAAUUUAACUUAGGUUCCUCAGUUUCCAAGCCGUGGACCCCACUUUGUGAGAAAAGGGUAAUCUUUUUGUAAGUGUAACUUAGAACAACAAUGCUGCACACAUCUCUAGUGAAUCAGAUGUUCAAAGAAGUAGUCUGGUAAUUUAUGUAAAUUUUCUGUCAUGAAGGACACUCUAGAUGCUUUGGCUUGCUCAUCAGACUAAUCAAAUGGGCAUUUCUAGGGGUGAGGUGAGACCCAAUAAGCCGGUUUUUCUUUUUUUUUUUUAAUUUUUUAUUGAGUCACCAUGUGGAAAGUUACAAAGUUUUCAGGUUUAAAUCUCAGUUAUACAAUGCUCGAAUACCCAUCCCUUCACCAGUGCUCAUAUUCCAGAACCAAGAAUCCCAGUAUAGCUCCACCCCGCCCAAUAAGCCGGUUUUUCAACUCUCCCCAGGGGAUUCGAAUGUGCAACCAGCACUGAGAAACCCUGGUGAGGUGAUUUCUCUGCUUCUGUACCACAGGACGAGCCUUUCCCUGAAUACAUCACUAUAUUGACCUAUCUAAAAAAAACAUUUUGGAAACUUUCAUUUUCAGACUCAAGAGAAUCUCUUUUUCUCCUCUCUCUAUCUCUGUCUCUCUGUCUCUGUCUCUGUCUCUGUCUCUCUCUCUCUGUCCUCCUUCCACACCUGCCACAGUGAAUCUUGGUUUCCCAAAAAUUAAAAAAAAAAACACAGCCCAGGAAUAUAGAAAUCCUUGUACCUGCAUAAGGGGAUCACUGAUCUAGUUAAUCCUGACUAUAGUCUCCCUGAUUUGGGAGGCAGGCUGGUAACUUAUUAGGCAUUUAAAUUUAGAGGAACUAUCUUUGCCACUAGGGCUCCUUAUCAACGCUUGAGGCUUGUCAAAGACUGUUAAGCCUGCACAAAAGAGCACCUGAACUUUGGGGGCUAUCAGAGAAUCUAAGUCCACAGCACAUUUUCCAAACAGUGGGAAGCCAGACAGGUUUCAGAAAUUAGAUUUUCUUAAAAAAUACACUUCAGAAAGAAAAAAUGAUGCAUAGUCCAUAAAUUAGGUAACAACCUCAGCUAUGUCCGGGGCUGUAGCUUCUCAUCAGACAUGAUGUUCCUGCAGAUGAACGCAUGAAUAUUUACACCAUGAGGAAGGGAUUGAAAUGGCUUCAUGAUGGUGCCAGCCAAUUGGGUUACAUCAGAUUUUAUCAUCAGUGAGGUAACAAAGAACGCGUUCCCCUUGAAAGUGUGUUUGACAGAGCGGGUAGGGCUCUGUUGAUGUGUGUGGCUCCAUCUUCGCCCAUGAGGGGAGGUGCUUUCCCCAAGACAGCUCUCUGGGGGUGAUGUUCUAGAAUUAGAUUUUUGUCUUUAUUGAAAAAUGCUCCAAAAAAAAUCUGAAACCAAUGUAUGCAUUUCACGAAUAAAGGUAAUCCAAGCAUCUACUUAA